Molecule: messenger RNA, 1258 nt
Organism: Calidris pugnax (ruff)
Lineage: Eukaryota; Metazoa; Chordata; Aves; Charadriiformes; Scolopacidae
Gene: TARBP2
Product: TAR (HIV-1) RNA binding protein 2
Exons: 8
Coding region: 44-1258 (404 amino acids)
Source: RefSeq, a predicted model, not a curated record
UUCUGGGGGGCUGGGUGACAGCCCUGUCCCCAGCCUGGAGCAGAUGCUGGCCGCCAACCCCGGGAAGACGCCCAUCAGCCUCCUGCAGGAAUAUGGCACUCGCAUAGGCAAGACCCCCGGCUACGACCUCCUGAAGGCCGAGGGACAAGCCCACCAGCCCAACUUCACCUUCCGUGUCACCGUUGGGGACAUCAGCUGCACCGGGCAGGGGCCCAGCAAGAAGGCGGCCAAGCACAAGGCAGCGGAGGUGGCCCUGAAGCUGCUCAAAGGGGGGGACAUGCUGGAGCCCACCGCCCCCCAGGAGCCCAGUCCUCCCUGUUUUGGCGACACUUACCCCCGUUUUGAGAACAACUAUCCCUAUUUUGGGCACAACCCUCCUCAUUUUGGGCGCAGCCGGACCCCUUUUGGGGGGAAUACCCCUGCCCUGCCCGGACCCCCCCAGUUUUGCCCCCCCCUCCAGGAGCUGGUGGUGCAGAAGGGCUGGCGCCUGCCCGAGUACACGGUGACGCAGGAGUCGGGGCCGGCGCAUCGCAAGGAGUUCACCAUGACCUGCCGGGUGGAACGCUUCGUGGAGAUCGGCAGUGGCACCUCCAAGAAACUGGCCAAGCGCAACGCGGCCGCCAAGAUGCUGGUGAGGAUCCACAACGUGCCCAUGGAGCCGCGGGAGGGCAGCGAGGCCGAAGGAGAGGAGGAGCAGUUCUCCAUGGCUGGCCCCCGUCUGGAGGGGCUGCGUGGCCGGGCCCCCGGCUGCACCUGGGACUCUCUGCGGAACUCGGCGGGGGAGAAGAUGCUGCAGCUGCGGAGCCACCCCCUGGCACCCAUGGGUGCGGGGGCCUGCGCCCUCCUGCAGGAGCUCUCCCAGGAGCAGAGCUUCGCCAUCAGCUACCUCGAUAUUGGUGGGUGCUCCCCCCCCUGCACCCCGACUUCCCUGAGCACCCCCCCGGCCACGUGGGUGCCCCAAACCCCGGCUCAGGGGGGUCUUGGGUGCCCCAACACCAGGCUCAGGGCUGGCCCCCGUCUGGAGGGGCUGCGUGGCCGGGCCCCCGGCUGCACCUGGGACUCUCUGCGGAACUCGGCGGGGGAGAAGAUGCUGCAGCUGCGGAGCCACCCCCUGGCACCCAUGGGUGCGGGGGCCUGCGCCCUCCUGCAGGAGCUCUCCCAGGAGCAGAGCUUCGCCAUCAGCUACCUCGAUAUUGGGGGUGACAUCCCCACAGUGUCCCCAACCAAGUCUGAUGGCCAGACGGUGUCACCCCAGUGA